Petromyzon marinus (sea lamprey) is the source of this 4756-nucleotide messenger RNA. RefSeq names its product voltage-dependent calcium channel gamma-2 subunit-like. Gene Ontology annotation, cellular component: postsynaptic density membrane; AMPA glutamate receptor complex. NCBI's taxonomy places the organism in Eukaryota, Metazoa, Chordata, Hyperoartia, Petromyzontiformes, Petromyzontidae. Gene Ontology annotation, biological process: calcium ion transport; postsynaptic neurotransmitter receptor diffusion trapping; neurotransmitter receptor internalization. The record is from RefSeq and is a predicted model, not a curated record. Gene Ontology annotation, molecular function: voltage-gated calcium channel activity; channel regulator activity.
CCAUUGCUUCACACGCAUGGUUGUGUGGGGGGGGAGGGGUGUUUGUGUGUGUCUCGGCGUCUGGUUCAUCUCGACUCUCCCCACUGGAAUAAAUAAAUAAAUAAUGCUGACGCGAAGGUGCUCCGACCUCGGCCGUCAGCUGUCGGUGGCGGGCGCGAGGGAACGCGGCGCUGGGUGCGAAUUCUCGAGUCAGGGCGCGCUCUGUCUGCCGAGCGGAACGAUCCCUCGCCGAGGAGGAGGAGGUGAGCGUCUCGAAGCCCAUUUGGGGCCGGGAGACACGGGAGGGGAACAAUCAGUGGCGAUCUUAUGUCUGCACGGAGCGUGAGUCGCAAACCCACGGCGCAGCUCCUCGCGGGUUCACGGCCACCGUCAAAUGGCAGCGGCGCGUCGGAGCGCGCUGCCGCCGCCGCCACCGCCGCUCCCGUCACCGCCCCGGGGCGCGCGUCUCGCGUUCCCCGAGCCGGUGAGGCUCAUGUGAGCGCGACCCCUUCUCGACAUCAUCAUCCUCCUGCUCUUCUACUCGAGCGAGCACAGCUCCUCGGAGCCGGUGAGCGGCACCUGGAGCUCCUAGGCUCCUGCUCCUCCUCUUGUCCACUCGCCUCCUCCUCCUCCUCAUCAUCGUCCUUCCGGCCGCGGUAACGGGAGUCGCUUUAGUCGCGGGCGCCUCUGAUGCUGCUGCUGCUGCGACUGCCGAGGACUAUCGGUGUGAAUCGUUGGCGAUCGUCAUUGCCUCGGCGAGGGUCUCGCUGAGUGGCUGGCACAGCUCGCUUGCUCCAGCGUGGCUCGCUCGCUCUCGUUCGCUGGGAUCACAGCACCCACCGCCAGCACCGCUAGCACCAAACUCGGCUCCGCCGCGGUCUCCGCCGCCCCGCGGAUGUUCGGCCGUCGUCGCCGAGGCUGACCGAGGCGAGUUUGCGAGCGGCGCUGCUGAGCGGGGACUCACGGAGACGGGGGGCGCGCGUCGCGGCUCCGCGCGAAACCGGCGAUGGACGAGGCGGACGGGACGAAGGGGAGAGGCUGAACGGGCGCGGUCCAAGCGCACCCCGCUCCUGAACGCCACCAGCCCCGUGCCGAAGGAGCCGUAUGCCGGGCGCGCGUCGCCUCCUCGCCAUGCUCUCCAUGAUGCGGCUGAGGGAUCGUGGCGUGCAGAGCGUUCUCACGCUCUCGGGCGCUUUCGCCGCCUUCACGCUCAUGGCGAUCUCGGUGGGCACCGACUUCUGGCUGUAUUCGCGCGGCGUGUGCCGGGACCGCACCAACACCGACAACGAGACGGUGAAGCGCAACGAGGAGGUGCUCACCCACUCGGGCCUCUGGCGGGUGUGCUGCAUGGAAGGGAGCUCCAAGGGCGUGUGUAAAACCAUCGACCACUUCCCGGAAGACUCGGAUUUCAAGGACACGGCUGAGUACUUACUCCGGUUGAUGCGCGCCUCCAGCAUCUUCCCCAUCUUCAGCGUGCUGCUGCUCCUCUUCGGAGGCCUCUGCAUCGCCGCCAGCGAGAUCUACAAGUCCAAGCUGCACAUCGUUCUCGGUGCAGGCAUCAGCAUGGUGGCGGCAGGCCUGUCGAACAUCAUCGGCAUCAUCGUGUACAUCUCGAGCAACGCGGGCGACCCCAACAUGAGCGAUCCGAAGAACAAGAACUACUCGUACGGCUGGUCCUUCUACUUCGGCGCCCUCUCCUUCUUCAUCGCUGAGACGCUGGGCGCGUGGCUCGUGCACGUCUUCAUGGACGCGCACCAACACGCCCUCUCGCAGGCGCUGCCGGGCAUCAUGCCCGGCAUGGGCCUCGGUGUCACGGCCAUCGACAGCGACGACUAUCUCAAGAAGCCCUCUUCCUCCUCCUCCACGGCGGCCGCUUCGUCAUCCGCGGCCGCAGCCGCCGCGGCGGCCCAGGCGAUGGCAGCCGGCGGAGGCAUCGGAGGAGGAGGAGGCGCGGGCGGAAUGGGGGUGGCGGGGAUGCGGCUGCCCAGCUACCGCUGGCGCUCACGCGACCCGUCGCCCGUCGGCUUCAAGCCGCUGAACGCGCAGCCGUCCACGGACACGCUGGCCAUGUACACGCUGCCGCGGGACUCCCCGCCGGACUUCAACCCCUUCGUGUCGGGCGGCCAGCAGGGCGGCUCGGGCAGCGGAGCCGGCGGGAGCGGCGGCGGGGUCGGAGGCGCACCCACGGGCAGCGGCUCCGGCAGCGGCACGGGCACCGCGGCGGAGAUGUUCGCCGUGCAGAACUGCCUGCGCAGCGAGCUGGAGGAGACGCUGUUCGGCUCGGCCGCCAACCGCAGGACGACGCCCGUGUGAGCGGGGAGUGGCGGCGGUGGUGAGGAGAGAAACUCGUCUCGCCACGCGGAGGAGAGAGUCGUGGGGGGCGGGGGUGUGGGGGCAGGGGUGGGGGUCCCAGGUGGAGCUGGGUCACGUGACAGUUCUCCCACCGCGCUCAGGGAAACCCUCAGCCCCCAGCGUGGAGCCGACCCGAGCCCCGUCCACCGCCCCACCCACCUCUGUCCACCUCCAUCAUCCGUGCCGGCUUAACCCCCCCCCCCCCCCCCCCCCCCACCGAGGGUUCGCGGGUUUGACUCGGGGGGUGGCGGGCAGGCAGGGGAGGGGGGAAACCGCCACGGCUUCGGGGCAGUGAGCGGCUCCGCGGGUGAUCGAGAAGGGCUCCCUGUCCCGGGGGAAGAACGAAUGACCGAAGAAACGAAAUGAAAGUGUUCGCGCUCCACGAUGAGUUUGAGAUGGCUCCUGGCCCCGAAAACCCCAACUUCCUUCUCCCUCCUCCUCGUCCCGCCCCGCCCGCACCCGAACCCAACUCCGUCGACCUCUGCCCGCGUCGCGCGUAACGCGCAAGCGAGCGCAGCGCAGCGCCGACUCUGGCCGCUCGGAACUCCACGCAGUGCUUUGCACAGCAGUUGCAAUUGACCAACCACUCAGUGUGUCACUUUCUCUCUCUCGUCUCAGUCUCUAGCAUAGCUCCCCCGCCCCCAAAUCCGCGUUUUCCAUCCCUCCCUUCCUCCCUCCGUCCGUCCCCUCGUCGCUGUUUACACGUGACGGACGUGCGCCGCGCGCUCUGCGAUGAUGCGAGUUGAGUUACUCUGCGCCGUUGGUACCAAUCGAGAUCGUGAAGUUUGCACCCCCCCCCUCUCCUUCCCCUGCGCCAACAAAAAAAAGUGUGAUUACUCUCUCUGCUGCUGGUAGUGGUGGUGGUGGAAGCCGGAGAGAUAGAGAGAGAGGGGGGGGGGCAGGGUGGUGGCUGAGAAGUGAGUGGAUGGAUGUGCUGUGACGCGCACUGACCCACAGUGGAAUAAGGAAGCGCGUCUUUACUCCGCAAGAGAAGGGCUCCCUGCCCCCCACGCCCCACGCUCACAGCUGUCUGGGGGCUGUGUUCCUCCGACUCGAGGAGGUUGGGGCUGACAGAAGAAGAAGAAGCAGCGAGCGAGUGACGGCGUCUGGACCCAAACAAUUGAGCCCCCACCCCUUCCCUUACAGGGCGCCGAGUAAGUCAAAGCCAAAAAAAAGAUAUAUAAUAUAUUAUUUUAUGCUAAACAUUAUUAUAAAGAGGAUAUUCAUAUACUACAUCUGCAAAUUGUACUUUGAUCUCUAUGAUGUUUAACAACAAAAGAGAACACGUUGUAUAACCUGUAGGGCGUAGAGGAUUCGUGGUGUUAUGCCUUCCGUGUUUACUGUGUGUCCACGUGUCCCCGCGCAUGUUAUUCCUGUAACCGAGCCACACCACUGUCUUGCAUGUCGGUGAACACGUGAUGUUGGCUUCCUGUGGGCGAUGCCAUACUCCGUUCCUGUCUCCCGUCGUGUUGUACCGGCCAGCGGUGUAGUGAUGGGGACUGUGAGCCGGAGUGCGUGUGUGUGAGUGUGUGCGCACGUGGUGUGUGUGUGUAUGGGGAGCGGUGGCGUAGCGGUUAGCGCGCUGCGCUACAAAUCCGGCGACUCUCGAGUUCCGAAUCCUGCUCGCGGCCAACACCAGUGACGAUUAUCGGAACCGGUUCUGGGACUCCCUUAGGUCGACUAAGGGAGUCCCAGAACAUCGUCACUAGGGAGACGAAGGCGGCCGGGCGUUGUGCUGGCCACUCAUCCCUUCGUGUGCCGUGCGGGCCUUCACAGGUGCUCGCUAACAGCAAUUGCCCCAACAGUUGGUUAAUGCUAUACGGGGGAACUUUGUCUUGUGUGUGCGCGCGUCCGUUAGAGCAUUUCCCCAACUACGUCGAGGUUCUCUUAUUUUAGGGGGGAGGAGUGGGGGGGGGGAGAACCGCGGCUCUCAGAUCGCUCGCUGAGCCGUGCAUCGCUCCACCGGAGCGGAGAGCACCAGCCACCAUCGACGCGAUUAAUCUCCCCGAGAUGUCCGUCGACCUGCCGCGUAUCUCACAAAGGGCUCCCGGUGUGGGCAGAGAGCGUGCCCGGGACCACGGACUUUACAGCGGGCAUUGGCGGCGUUGGUGGCGACGGUCGGAAAUCCUCCUGGGGACUGAGUGAAACUGGAGAGUGAGACAGGUUGACUCGUGGAACGAUCGACCAUCGAUCUGCAUCAUCGUGUCAUCAUCGUAGUCGUCCUCCUGACAACCACCCGACUCGUGUCCUCCGGCGCCCGCCCCCCGUGUAGCUGUGCACCGGUGCUCAGAAACCAAAGCUGGGGUGGCAUUCGUGUGCGUACAAUAUACAAGUAUUUAUUAUAUUAUAUCCGUUCAUAUAAUGAUAAUAACAAUGGCCGACUAUGGUGGCAAACUGUGCAUUGACGACGGUACGGGGGAGAUAG